AUGGCUUCUACAACACCCAACACACCAAAAACUGUCACUAAAGAGAUAGUAGUUCCCAACAUGGGACCACUCAUCCGUAUCUUUAGUGACGGUUCAGUAGAAAAACCACAAUCACCAUUUGUUCCACCAACUCUCAAUGACCCAAAUCAUUCAUCAAAAGAUAUAGUAAUCUCACACAACCCCACAAUUUCAUCUAGAAUUUACCUUCCAAAAAUCACAAACCCAUCUUCCAAAUUACCAAUCUUGGUCUAUUUUCACGGCGGCGCUUUCAUCUUCGAAUCCGCAUUCUCUCAACAAUACCAUGGACAUUUGAAGAAACUUGCAUCACAAGCAAAUGUUAUAGUUGUUUCAAUUGAGUAUAGACUUGCUCCUGAGUAUCCUCUCCCAACAUGUUACCAUGAUUGUUGGGCUGCACUCAAAUGGGUAUCUUCUCAUUCCAAUAAUACCCUCGACAAUGCCGAACCAUGGUUAAUUGAACAUGGUGAUUUUAGUAAAAUUUUCAUUGGUGGUGAUAGUGCCGGUGCUAACAUUGCUCAUAACAUGGCAAUUCAAGCUGGUAUUGAAUUGUUACCUUUUGAUGUUAAAAUAUUAGGAGCUAUUAUAAUUCAUCCUUAUCUUCAAAGCUCUUAUCCGAUUGGGUCAGAACCUAUUGUUGAGCCUGAAAAUAAUGUUGCUCAUAAGGUUUGGAAUUUGGUGUAUCCAAAUGCACCUUUUGGAAUUGAUAACCCUUUUAUUAAUCCUUUAGGUGAAGGUGCACCUAGCUUGGAAAAACUUGGUUGUUCUAAAAUUAUUGUUUUUGUUGCUGGAAAAGAUAUGUUAAGGGAUAGAGGGAUUUGGUAUUUUGAAAGUGUGAAGAAAAGUGGUUGGAAUGGAAAAUUGGAAUUGUUUGAAGAGAAAGAUGAGGAUCAUGUUUAUCAUUUGUUUAAACCAGAAUCUGAGAGUGCUAAGAUAUUUCUUGAGCGAUUGGUAAGUUUUUUGCAGGAGAUAAACUGAAGAGGAUCCAGAUUCGAAGAAUCGUG
Trifolium pratense (red clover) is the source of this 1019-nucleotide messenger RNA. Its product is annotated as 2-hydroxyisoflavanone dehydratase-like. The coding region runs from base 1 to 993 and encodes 330 amino acids. Lineage: Eukaryota; Viridiplantae; Streptophyta; Magnoliopsida; Fabales; Fabaceae. The transcript has a single exon. The record is from RefSeq and is a predicted model, not a curated record. Gene Ontology annotation, molecular function: hydrolase activity.